AUGUAUCUCCGGCCCAAUAUAUUAACCAAGAGACAUGCCCAAUUUAAGCACGAUGCUUUGAAUACGGCUACCCGCGAAUAUAUGGAAGAGCGGAAAGCGAUGGAUGUGACUAGUGCCGUGCUUGAGCUGUUUGAGAUGCAAAAAACGCUAGGCACGCUUCGAGAGCAGCAUAAUAAACUCCUCAUGCGGUCAAAACGUAUGGAAGAAGCCAAUGUUCAAGUUAUAAGUGGGCCAUUGGAGGACGACACUGCGGGAGACGGGGAAUGUGUGCGAUCCCACACACUUGCGAGGACCGCUGGCCAUCAACAGUCACGCGAUAAUGUCAUCGCUACUUUGACUUGGGAAGACCUUGUUACGAAGGCGCGGUCUUUAGCCGACACCGCACUGGAUGAUCGCAUGAAUAUCAUCCGAGAAAUCGAAUUGGGACGAAGAUAUCCCGAGACUCUAGCGCCCACCAUCGCAAUCACCCCGAACAUGCAAGAAGAAUACAUGUCGCGGCCGGCUGUGGCUUAUUAUGGUGACUUGGUGCCAGCCUUAGCCGAGCGCAUACGUGAAGCCCAAGAACCUUUGCAGCGUUUGGACAGGUCGAAAGAACUAGGGAUAUUUGUAGAGGUGUUACCUUCCCAGUGGUUUAUAGAUUUCCUGCACGUCUUUUACCGAGCCAAACGUAUUGGCCCCGUGACAUAUCCUCGAACGAUUAACCUCAAUGACAAACUGUACCAAGAAUACAAGAUCACUUUGGUCGACACCCAUACCAAAAUUGGCACACCUACCACCAAGAAGAGCUACACCAUAGACACUCCCUAUCACCUCUCGCUCUUUGGCUCUUUACUGACUAACACCAAGUUUGUUCCUAUGGAAAAAGAGCGCGACGUCAUGUCGACUGCUAUCUAUUCGGACAUAGAACUACUUGUAGACUAUGCUGUGCGAGCAUCGGAAGACCUUGACUACGACCACUUCCAGCGAGACCCCUAUGCCUUUUUCACGGGGACUCGUUACCAAAACCUACUUCAUGCCGUAGAUCAGGCCGUACGAGAUCUCGUGCAGUCUAUGGGAAGCAAGUACAAACUAAUGGCGACCCCGCAUGGCGUGAAAGUAAUUGAGGUGAAAGUGGCGGAAGACAAAAGUGGGGUUUCUGGAUACAAAAAGGACGGACCGGUCCCAGCUCGCAUUAUGGCCGUAUUGCGCACCUUAAUAGAGGAUAACAUGCGCCUUUACAAUAGGACGGCAGCUAUAGCUGCUUACAAGGGACUACGAGCUGAAACCAUAGGGGGUGAUAAUAACCGGAUUCUCGGGACCAGCUUCAAGUAUAUCCCGAGAGGUCACAUCAGAAUGUCCCCAAUAGGCCGCCUUUUAAACUUCGACAUCAAUGCCGUGUCAGACUUUAGUAAGCUUUACAACAUGUCGGGCAUACAAGCCGAGAAACUCAGAAUGAGUGUGGUCUCGGGAAUUGACAUGUUACCUUGCGUGCAAAAAGUAUACGUUCAAUUGUUGAUGGCGGCCGUGGCCGUCCAUACCAUCACCAUUGGUCAGUUGACCACGACUCAUACUACAUACAGUUGGAAAAAAAUGACCACGAGCUCGAAGACUGUACUAGAGACCUGCACGCGACUUAACCACGAGACAAAAACGGUGCAGUAUAUGUCUUCACUGGAAGGAUUCCCAGGCUCAAUUUUCCUCUCCAUGUUGGCAGAUAAUUCCGAAGACAGAAAACUGGCUGAUUUGUCCCAUAACACAAUCGAGCCCUAUAUGUCGCAUCAAGAUUACUUUGCUAAAGUGAAGGCCAGAGAACAUUUCUUUAAUCUUUUCGGGGCUUAUGUUACCAUGAUUCCUACUAUUGCCGAAGCAAAAUUAGCCCAAUCGGUCCCUGGCAUGGCCGGAGUGCUUACUCCUAACAAGGACGAUAGGGUCGCCACCAACGAGGGGAUAUAUAGUGAGGUCGAUAAAAACUUCAGGGGCAUUAGGUGGAUGUCUCCCGAUCGAAUGGAUCAACUACGAGCCAGUACUGGUGCCGACAUCUACGUGAUACUUGCGUCACACAUCAACAAAGCCAUUGUCCGCAUGGCAGACUCGACUUUUUAUCGCGAGGAUAUCAUCCCUUACUUUAUGGCGAAACCUGUCGAGUCAGAGGCCAUUACUACGCCGCUUAAAGUCUAUGAAAAUUACUACAAUGCCGAGUUGGGCCUUGUAAACUUCAUGAGCAAUCCAAUUGUUUAUUAUUCUCGGACAAACAUGGUUGAACCCAAGUCAGAAAAAAUGCCUAUUGGUUCGGGACAUGCUUCAGUGUAUCCUAUCCUUCCGUCACUACAAGCACCUGCAGCAUUAAUGAGUAUUUCACCAAACCUCUUCAUCAGCGGUGCUAGAGACGACGACGGAGAUCCAACACAGUACUUGUAA
Molecule: messenger RNA, 2397 nt
Organism: Branchiostoma belcheri (Belcher's lancelet)
Lineage: Eukaryota; Metazoa; Chordata; Leptocardii; Amphioxiformes; Branchiostomatidae
Exons: 1
Coding region: 1-2397 (798 amino acids)
Source: RefSeq, a predicted model, not a curated record